UCAAAACGUAAAUAAUAUAUGUUAAACAUAACCUAUGAAAACGAGACAAAUUGUAGAAAUUAAUAAAAUAUUAAUUGAAAUAAUUAUACUAAUAGUUUUGUGUUUUGUAUAAUGGCAUCUUCAUCAAUUAAUCAAAAAGAAUAUCUCAAAAGAUACUUAUCAGGUGGAAAGGACAAAACUAAAAAAAAGAAGAAGAAGGAUAAGCAGAGACAAUCCGAAACGAGGGUGAAAAUAAUUGAUGACGAUGUCGACGUUGUCACCCACAUUCAUACUGCGGAGGAGGCAGAAGAAUUAUUAGGCGGUGGUGAAGAUGCACCUCAAAUUGUUGGAGUAAUUGAUGAAAGGCCUUUAAGUUUAAGGAUUGACGAUUACAGAAAAAGUGACUUGUGGAAACCUAUUGGAAAUGAUCAAAAUGAAGAAUCAACAGAGAAAGAAAGCACAGCAGCUCAACAACUUUCUUUUAGGAUAAGUAAAAACAAAGCCGAAAUGCUGAAAAAAGAAAAGUCUAACAUAAAAAAGACAUCAAGCAGAAACAAAAACGACCUUAGUCCACAACAAAAUGAAAUGGUCAACAGUUCAGUAGACCUUAGUCCACCUAGAUGUAGAAUAGAUAAUUCAGGAGUUCAUAGUUCAUCCAUAAAUAUAACAGAUAAAUUAAGAGAUCUUAGUCCACCCAGAAAGAGAACUAUGGAUAAUUCAAGAGAUCUUAGUCCACCAAGACAAAGAUAUUCAAGAGAUGUUAGUCCACCAAGACAAAGAGAUAUACCAUUGGAUUCACAGAGACAAGAAACUACUUCAUUAAUUUCUAGUAAGAAAAAUAAUGAUCUUAGUCCCCCUCGUCUUAAAAAAAGCAAAACUGACUUCAGUCCUACAAGAAUUAAAUCCAUAGCAGCAAAAGAAAACUCUGAGGAUAUGAGCCCCCCAAGAAAGAAAAAAUAUGAAAACAAUAUUGAAAAAGAUAAAGAUAUAAGUUCAACACAUUUAAAGAAACAUCAAGAUUCAAGUCCACCUCAGAAAAGAGUGUAUCAUGAAAGCAUAGAUGAACCAGGUGUAAGGAAAAAUAAAUAUGUCAUUCCUCAAAAAAGGAUAAUUAGUGACAAAAUGGAAAAAACACUAGAAGGAAAGAAGGCGGGAUUACAAAAUGCACAGGAAUUAGUUAAAGAAAAUGAAGCGUUCAAAAUAAGAGAAAACAAAAUAUUUGAAAGUUUAAAUGAAGAAGUCUCAGGAAAAAAUGCAACAGUUGUAAUGAGAGAUCGAAAAACAGGAAAAAUCAGAGAUUUAAACAAAGAAGCUGAAGAAAAAAAGAAAAAAGAAGAAAAAGAAGCUAAAAAUAAAGAGAAGUAUAUGAAGUGGGGCAAGGGUUUAAAGCAGGUAGAAGAACAAAACGAAAAAAUUGAACAAGACCUGUAUGAGAUGAGUAAACCAUUAGCUAGAUAUGCUGAUGAUGAAGACUUGGAAAAUUUCCUGAAAGAACAAGAAAGAGAAGGAGAUCCAAUGUUGGCUUACAUACGAAAAAAGAAAAAGAAAACAGACAUUGAAAUUGGAAAACCAGAGAAGCCAACAUAUCAAGGGGAAUUUAUGCCAAAUAGAUUUGGUAUUCCACCUGGACACAGAUGGGAUGGAGUUGAUCGUUCCAAUGGGUAUGAAAAAAGGUGGUUUGAAGUACAAAACUCUCAGAGGGCUCAGCAAGAGGAAAUUUAUAAGUGGAGUACUGAAGAUAUGUAAUUUAUAAGUUCAGAGGUAUUUAGCGUGUGCUUUUUGUUUAAUAUGAAGACACAUUGUAUUGUAAUGGAACUUUUAAAAUAGAUGCGAUGCAGAAAGGUCAACAAUGAGAAAUCUUAUAGAGAGGAGAAUACCAGUUUACAAAUUAAAUUGUUGUAAUUCUAAACAAGUGGUUUUAUUCUGGUUAUACAAAUGUAUAGAAUGGGUAUGAUUUAUAAAAAUGCUUAAAUAUUGGUUUUCAUAAUUUUAAUAUAGUUGUUUUUGUACCGACUAAAUAAAGGUGUAAAAGUGGAAAGAAUAAAAGGAACUUUGGCGUGUUAAUAAUUUUUCUA
Molecule: messenger RNA, 2054 nt
Organism: Agrilus planipennis (emerald ash borer)
Lineage: Eukaryota; Metazoa; Arthropoda; Insecta; Coleoptera; Buprestidae
Product: BUD13 homolog
Exons: 4
Coding region: 112-1725 (537 amino acids)
Biological process (GO): mRNA splicing, via spliceosome
Cellular component (GO): U2-type spliceosomal complex; RES complex
Molecular function (GO): RNA binding
Source: RefSeq, a predicted model, not a curated record